AUGAUACUGGGAGAUUUUGCCACAUUUUCCUUGGCUUUACUCAGCAUAAUUGGUGCAUGCGUUGCCGAAACCGAAAUACCUCCUAAGAAUGCCGUGGAUAUUUCACUAGCAGCUUCUUGGAAUAGAACACCUUACAAGUUGAACGUUCUUGAAGCAGCAGCUUCAGUAAAUGAAUCACUAUACGAACCUCUAGUCCUUAAACUCUUGAAUAUUGAGCCAGACUACGACAAUGGGGAAUUCAAUGCAGAUGAGGAUUAUAUAGAAGUCUCGGAUUCCGAUUUCUUAAACCACGCAAUGUCACUUUUGCAUGGUGACUAUGAGAAAUACAUGUUCAAUCUUCAGUUGUCCAAUCAUCUCUCCACUGCAAGAAUCAAUGCUCAUUUCCAGUAUUAUAAUACUUCUGUGAAAGACACACAUGAAUGUGACGUUGACGCGGUUUUGUUUGAGCCAUUGGGUCCCUCUCCACAGCAUUAUUGCGAUCCCGAUGCUGCAUUUAUGUUACAAAACGCUAAUUAUGCAUUUAUUUUUGAUACUUUCAAACUCCCGUUUGAUAGGAGGCUAGGGUCGACGUUUACUCCUUCCUCGUAUAUUAUAUAUGGUGAUUACAGAGAUGAAACGUUUAGAAAAAUGUUUCUCAACAUGUAUCAAUUUGCUGGCACUGGCAAGUUAAAUCUUGUUUGGAGGUACGUCAACACCCAUCCGGAUAAUCGGCCAGAAUUAUUGGCUGGAUAUGGUGCAGCGUUGAAUUUGAAAAAGACAGACUAUAUUGCUAUCGACGAUAGUGGAUUCACGCAAGAACAAGAAAGUAAGUUGCUUGAGCUUGGUUCUAAUAAUAAGGAUGAAACGGUGAAUAUCACCGAUAUUUACAGACACAAUUUUGAAAAAGUACAGAAAGUUGACCUUGAAGAUCUAUCAACGAUUGGUUUAAAAUUUACCAAAUUAAUUAGUGAAUCAAAAUCCCAGUUUAAAGAUCUGAUGACUAUACUUGCCGAAUUUCCAAAAUAUGCGAGAACCAUCAGUAAAAUCGGCUAUUCUGAAGAUGAACUGAAAGCUGUUGCUGGUGUAGCCGAUGAAGAUUAUGGAAAAUUUGUCGAGAAUGGUAUAUAUAUUAAUGAUGCCUUGGUGCCUGUCGAAAAGACAGAUCUUUUUGAGAUAUUUAGGGCCAUCAAGCGAGAGGUUUCAUUUAUAAAGCUUCUUCAAGCUAUUGAUAUUCAUUACGAUGAUGCAAGAACAUUGAUGUCACGGUUUGCGCAGAUGAUUUCACCAUAUUUUGCAUCGACUAAAAGAAGAUUUAACUUUUCAAGGUAUGAUGAUUUGGUAGUAUAUUUGAACAAUAUUGAGGAAGAUUAUAAGUAUUCACUAUUUGAUUCCACUAUUGAUGCAUAUAUCAAGAAACCAGAUGUUAAUGAAUUACCUAGAGCAAAAGAGAACAUUCAUCAAAUGAUAUUUAUUAUCGACUUAACCGACCUUGAAAAGCUAGAAAACCUUAUCAGUUUUCUACGGACAAUGUUUAUUGAAGCCUUUCCUAUUCAAUUUGGAGUUGUUCCUCUAUCAACCUCAAAUGAGCUGAACGAAAAAAUUACAUCUCAAUUAUAUUCAGCCUAUGCAGAAGAUGGUCGGGAAGGUGCCUUUAAAUAUUUGAUUACAUUGAGAAGUUCUCUUGCCGGUGAAAAUCAUCACCCUCCUGAUAAUUUUUCGCAAUUGGAAGAACCCCUACUCAAAGAAAGGCUUGAAAAGCUUGGCUUGUUCUACAAAAAUUUUGGUAUCGAUCAUGAGAUGCCAACAAUAUUCAGUAAUGGAGUAGUUUUCGGUUUUCAUAAGGUGGUGGACGCACUUAACAAUGUAUUUGACGAUAUGUUGUAUCUCUAUGACAUGAAGAGUCAAAUAGGUGAGGGAGAAACCUACUCUGAGUUUUUGAGAAAAGACUCAGUACACUCGAAGGACACCAACAUAGUUCCCGAAAGAAUUUCACAAAUUAAGGGUAAUUUCAUUAAGCCUCCCUCAAUUAUUGCCUCAAAACACUGGUUUUCUACCGACAGGCUGAUAAUUGAGAAGCCAAUCAUUCCUGGACAAGCGCCUAUCACAAUCAAUCUAUUAGGCUCGUUUUUCAACACCGAAUACAUAAGGCAAGUUGAAGAAGUAUUAAGAUACUCGCAAACUAACGAAGGUAUUAAGAUCGUUAUUUCGGAUGUCACUCCAACCAAAGAUUUCAAGAAAUUACUGCAACUUCAAACUGUUGAAGAAAAGAUUAGCUUUCUUUCCACUCUAGUGGAAUCUGAUACUGAGGAUAAUUACAAAAUCAGAGACUAUGUCCGUUUUUGCAAGGAAAUGUUUGGACUCAAUUUUGAGAAAGAAUAUCUCAAUGCAUAUAUAGUGGUUGCAGGAAGGAAAGUACAAAUAAAAAACUUUAUGGAUGUGCAUUCUAUUGAAUCCCUUGUUCACUAUGAGUGUGCUUCUAGAUUGAACGUUUUGAAAGAAUUGGAGAACGAAUUUGACUAUAACGUCCCUUUCAAGAAUGAGUAUGACAGAUUUCAGCAUUUUGCAUGGGUUGUCUCUUAUACUUAUUUUUUCCCUGCUCCGGAACCUUACUCUGCAAGUAACAUCCCACGUUUUCACAGAUACAAGUUUUCCGAAGAAAACACUAUUAUCAAACAAGCUAAAGAUGAACUGAUUGAAGUCGACAUUUUAAUUGACCCAGUUUCUGAGUAUGCCCAGGAACUAGUUUCUUUCAUCCCACUGUUCGAGAAAGAAUCAUUUAUCACACUAAAGGUACAUUUAAGACCUAAAAGGUCCGUUGAUAUUUUACCAAUUAAUAGGUUUUACAAGGAAUUGGUGAAUACUGAUGUUAACCAAGUUUCAGAGAAAAUAAGAUUUGAAAAGGUGCCUGAGAAAACAUUGUUUAAUGUUGAGUUGCACGAAACACAAAGAUGGCUUGUUUCUAUCAACAACGCCUCUACCGAUCUCGACAACUUGAUGCUUGAUCUUACUGAUUCCAAAUCCGCAUUCGGGGAAUUCCUGCUUGAAAAUAUUCUUGUUGAAGGUUAUACUUCAAAUGAUGCUACCGGUUUACCAUUAGAGAUAAGCGGUCCUUCCAAGUAUGAAACGACCGUAUUGGCAAACACUUAUUUCCAACUAAAAGCGAACCCAGGUACGUGGACUAUCAAAAUCAAAGACUACACAAAAGGUUCAUUGGUUUAUAUGAUGACAGAAGAGGUCAAAACUAUCAGCGUUAUUGAACUUGAUGGUACGAUUAUUGACCUGGAUGUUCAGAAGAGAUGGUUGAUGGAAUCGAUCAGUUUAGUUAACCCCCUGAAUGAAACUGGUGUAAAAGCCUUCAGCGAGAAAAUGUAUGCUUACUUCUUUGAAACCAUGGAUUUUAUUUAUUCAUUUAUUAAGCCUACCCAAGCAGAUAUUAAUAUCUUUUCUAUUGCGUCUGGUCAUUUGUAUGAGAGAUUUUUAGGUGUUAUGGUAUCGUCUGUGAUGAAAAAUACAAACAGUUCAGUAAAAUUCUGGUUUAUCGAAAACUACAUGUCUCCUGAUUUCAAGAAAAAACUUCCGUUAUUAUCUGAAAAAUAUGGGUUUGACUAUGAAUUAAUCAUGUAUAAAUGGCCAGUGUGGCUAGAUUCGCAACGUGAGAGGCAACGCACCAUUUGGGGUUACAAAAUUCUUUUCCUUGAUUUGUUAUUUCCUCAAGAUCUCAAGAAAGUUAUUUAUGUCGAUGCGGAUCAAAUUGUCAGGGCAGAUUUAAAAGAGCUUGUGGAUAUUGAUUUAGAAGGUGCACCGUAUGGUUAUGUCCCGAUGUGUGACUCAAAGAAGGAGAUGGAAAGCUUCCGUUUCUGGAAAACUGGAUACUGGAAAGAAUUUUUAGGGCUUAAGUACAAGUAUCACAUUAGUGCAUUAUAUGUUGUUGACCUAGAGAAAUUAAGAGAAGUGGCCGGUGGUAACAUUUUAAGGCAACAGUACCAGUAUUUAUCAAAGGAUCCAGAAUCUUUAAGUAACUUAGAUCAGGACUUACCAAAUUUAUUACAACCGCACCUGAAGAUAUACUCCUUAUCUCAAGAAUGGUUGUGGUGUGAAACAUGGUGUUCUAAUGACACGCUAAAGGAUGCUAAAACCAUUGAUCUUUGUAAUAACCCACAAACAAAAGAACCAAAACUAAACAGGGCCAAAAGGCAAAUCCAAGAAUGGGUUGAGCUGGACCAAGAGAACAUGAUAUUGUUUUCUGGUAGCACUGAGGUAUUAAAGGAGGAUUUAGAGCAUGAUGAGUUGUAA
This is a messenger RNA of Pichia kudriavzevii, 4272 nucleotides long. RefSeq lists its product as uncharacterized. NCBI's taxonomy places the organism in Eukaryota, Fungi, Ascomycota, Pichiomycetes, Pichiales, Pichiaceae. The transcript has a single exon. Gene Ontology annotation, molecular function: UDP-glucose:glycoprotein glucosyltransferase activity. The coding region runs from base 1 to 4272 and encodes 1423 amino acids. The record is from RefSeq and is a predicted model, not a curated record. Gene Ontology annotation, cellular component: endoplasmic reticulum.